This is a messenger RNA of Notothenia coriiceps (black rockcod), 3227 nucleotides long. It is a transcript of the gene gyg2, whose product is annotated as glycogenin 2. The coding region runs from base 259 to 1809 and encodes 516 amino acids. Lineage: Eukaryota; Metazoa; Chordata; Actinopteri; Perciformes; Nototheniidae. The transcript is spliced from 12 exons. The record is from RefSeq and is a predicted model, not a curated record. Gene Ontology annotation, molecular function: glycosyltransferase activity.
CACACACACACACACACACACACACACACACACACACACACACACACACACACACACACACAAUACAGAAUGGGAUGUCACUUCCUGCUGCGGUGUCACAUUCAUCCUGUAAGUAUUUAAGGUUCCACAGCAGCUCCAGAGAUGUGCACCUGGGACCCCCGCAGACUGUUCCUCACACCCCCAAUGAGAGGCCUGCUGCAGUGAAGUGAAACUAACUCGUAUUUUCUGGAUAAAGAGAGCGGAUUUAACGCACGGAAAAUGUCAGGUAGGGAGGCCUUCGUCACCCUGGCAACCACAAACUCCUACUGCAUGGGAGCUACAGUGGUGGCCAGAAGUUUGCGGCGCCACGGGACGACUCGCAGCAUCGUUGUCAUGGUAACACCCAAUGUCUCAGAGCAGUCAAGGCUGGCCCUGCAGAGUGUCUUCGACGAGGUGAUCACCGUGGACGUGAUGGACAGUGAGGACCGUCUCAACCUGUCCCUGCUGGGACGUCCUGAGCUGGGCAUCACCUUCACCAAGAUCCACUGCUGGACUCUGACCCAGUACAGCAAGUGUGUGUUCCUGGAUGCCGACACACUGGUCCUGUGUAACGUGGACGAGCUGUUCCACAGAGACGAGCUGUCGGCGGCUCCGGACCCCGGCUGGCCCGACUGCUUCAACUCCGGGGUGUUUGUGUUCAGACCGUCCCUGCACACACACCACCGCCUCCUGGAGCACGCCCGGCAGCACGGCAGCUUCGAUGGAGGGGACCAGGGCCUUUUGAAUUCUUUCUUCAGCGGCUGGCCGGUGGAAGACAUCAGCAAACACCUGCCGUUCAUCUACAACCUCAGCGCCAGCUCCCUGUACAGCUACCUGCCCGCUUACCAACAGUUUGGCCACGAUGCAAAGAUUGUGCACUUCCUGGGAUCAGUGAAGCCCUGGAGCAGCAGCAGCCAGAGGGAGGGCGGCCACUCAAACAUGGAGCAGUUUUUGUCUCUGUGGUGGAGGGAAUACGGCAGCAACACGGAAUCAUCUGCAGCAGAGACGCCACAGCAGACCCAAAAGAAGGAAGCUAAGAUGCCAGUUGUGCUGAAGAUGAAAAAGAGAAAGGCCAAGUUGCCAGUGAAAGGAAAACUGGUCAACUCUGGUCCACUGCCAGCACAUCUUUCCCCGCUUCAAAAGGGGCUCCAUGCACCGCCUGACCCAGAGAGAGUCCAAAAGCGAAAAGCCAAAGUGCCAGGGAAAGAAACCUCAAACAUUUCGAAUUCAAAAUUGCCCACAAAUCUUCUCCCUCUUCAAAACGAGCUCCGUUUACCAUCCAACCCAGAGACAUCCCUUGUUCUGCAGGUCCAAAAGAGAAAAGCCAAGGUGCCAGGGAAAGAAAACUCUAACAUUUCAGAUUCACUGCCCGCAAAUCUUCCCCCGCUUCAAAACGAGCUCCGUUUACCAUCCGACCCAGAGACAGUAAGCCCAGAGACAAUCCAAAAGAGAGAAGCCAAGGCGCCAGUGAAAGAAAUCUUGGACAUUUCCGAUUCCCUACCAACGCCUCUUCCCCCGCUUCUUAACGUGUUCGAUUUACCGUCUGACACAGAGACAGGUUCUGAGGAAGAGUCCCCCCCCAAAAGGACCCAGACCCAGGACCUAGCUUCAGAGGAAGAGGAGCCUGAGGACAGCGAUGACCUCUCUGACAUUGAGGAACUUCCUAGGGCAGAGGAGACAGAGGCCGAGCGGCUGGAGCACCGCCAGCUGUGGGAGGCGGGCCAGGCCGACUACCUGGGGCGAGACGCCUUCAAGAACAUCCAGAAGAUGCUCGACCGCUUCCUGGACUAACUGCUCACACACAGGAACCACUCCGCAACCAAACACACCUGAGCCAGCGAUUAGUCUAGGCCCAGUGCUCAUAAUACAUGACUGAUUUAUGACUAACUAAUAAAGCAUUUUUGAAAUGUUGUGAAACACCAACAUCUCCACAUUGUGAGUGUUCCAAUGUUCAAUAGUGGGGAUUAUUUGUUUUGUUUUUGUGGAACUAAAUCCCAAUUUCCUACAGUCAUUUGAGUGAGAUAAACAGAAAACUGUCACAUGCAGACACACAGUGAGUGGAUUCUUCCAGCAGGGGGCACUGUGGCUCUUCUUCCAGAACGCUCCACCAUGGGGAGCAGGAAGACCUGAAGAGAUGCUGUGUGAUGCUGUGUGAUGCUUACCCAUCAUGGUGCAUGUCCUUUUCAUACGCUUUCUCCUAUGACAAGGCUCUAUAAGGCAACCUGACUCCCAUCCAUCAAGAGUAAAGUGGGAUAAGAUGCUGGUUUCUCCUGACCUCCUCAUCCAUUAAGCUCUGAAAAGGCAAAUAGAGUCCCUCCAGAUGCUGCUGGGAAUACUUAAGUUGACUUCUACAGAAGAAACUACAAUAUACAUGAAAAUGGUAAUGCUCAAGUUUGUCAAAAUAGUAUGUACCUUGAGUAAAUGUACCCAGUAGUUUGCUCUCAGGUUGAGUGUGAGACGUGUCACUGUAAUGAUCAGCUGGAGUCCACUCCUGUGUGUGUGAUUAGCAUAAAUAUGACCUGUCAGCCUCCUGCUGCUAAUUACAAGCAGGGGAGGACAAAGUGUGUCCUCACAUGCAGCACACUGAUACUGAUGAACCAUAGCUUCUAUAUAAUCACAGUAAUACUAUUGAAACCAGUACAGAAGUCAAGCUGCAGUUUGUUUAUGGAUCAACAAUAAACAAGUUGUUUUAAUGUGGGGGCAUUUCCUCAUGAUUAACCCCAAUUGCAGCAUUUUGAACUCCUUGUACAAACAAAGCUUUAAUACUAACAAACAUGUAUCUGUUCUACAACGUAGAGGCCUGAAGGGCCCUUUUGACCUAUAGUCCUCUCAGACCCUUUCUAACAAACCCUCUUUGACUCUCCCUCAGCACUUUGUCCCCAAGGGAGAAUCAACCAUUACUUUGAAAACUCAACUAAAUCGACAAUUCAAUGGAUCAUUCUAAAUGAUUAGCCGUGCUCGAGGGUAGGUUUGAUUGCCACUCCUCUGCUCUGCAGCUCUUAUGAUGUACGGCGCUUGGAAUCACUGAAGGCUGAGGAGAAGUAACCGAGGGCAUGUUUAAUGAUUAUUGAAUGCACCAUGAUUCGCAACAAGCUGAGGGAAAUGAUAUUGUACAGCCUGAAGCCAUGCUUGGGGCUCACCCAUGCUAAUGAUGUUCAGGUCUAAUGAUAAACAUGUCUUUUUUGUGCAUUAGCAUGCUCUGUUUGUUG